This is a messenger RNA of Amoebophrya sp. A120, 1150 nucleotides long. The record is from the annotation of a GenBank genome assembly. Lineage: Eukaryota; Dinophyceae; Syndiniales; Amoebophryaceae.
CGUUUUUCGCACAUUGAAGAUUGAAAUCUACGUGACCACGCCCACAGAGAACAAAGGCCUGUUUCCCGCACAUGUUGUAGAAAGACCAUUCUAACUUCCAGACUAUAUACCAGAAUGAAGUCUUCACGUACAGUUCGGCAAGAAUGUGGCGUCUGCCCGAUAUGACCCGAAACUCCCAGACCGUCCCAGAGUAGACAGCCGCACCACAAAGGGCAAGCUUCUGAGCAGACGGACCGCACCCGGCCGCGGCUCGAACGGUAGAAGCCGCAACAGUGUACCCCACUGCCCGCAACUCGAAGAGCUGUAGUUGCAUCAUGGCUUGUCUAGUACAAGGAACGGGAGACAGCGCUGGACGAAUAGGUGCUUCUCCUGAGAGCGGUGCCUCCUAUCCGGUCUGCGAAAUCAUGUUCCACUUCUUAUAGAGCACUACGGUCUGCGAAAUCAUGGUCCACUUCUUAGUAGUGGUGCAUGUCGUUCUGCACGAAGUCCCUCGGGAGGUGCUGAAAGGUGGAAUCAGCAUGAUUUUUUCCAGCUCACGGUGAUCUAACAACGGCGAAAUUCCUGUCCCUGAACGGGUAGCGCGCCGCGAUAGUCCUGUGUUGCAGGGGAGCUCUGUAUGGGUGAACACUUCUUCGAAAGUGCAGCACGGGUCUGCCAACACGCCGUCUUGCGUCCCGCUGACGCUGCCGGGGGAUACAGCAGCGCAUCAGUAGUCGGCACUGGAGUGCUGCCUCAUCGUCGUCUGGGGGGAAGCUCGAGAUUACGGUCGCGGUCGGUAGAGCGCCGUCGUUUGCCCACAUCAAAAAAGACGUCGGCGAAGGGAGCUGGUGGUACGACGGGGGCGGCAUCUGCCGACAUGCGCUGCUACACAGAAGUAGUGGUAGUAGAACCAAGCCGCGCAACAUCGUCGCGUACAGCUGCUGCACAAAAUGAAGACAAAAGAGCAGAUAGAGCAGCAGAAGCUGUCUCUGCUUGCAGGCGUCGCGGCGGACCCGGUCAUCGACGUGAGCCUAAAGGAACGAGAGGCCUACGUAAUAUCUGGAAGGCCCCUAAAUCUAAAAUGGAACUACGGCACACCAUCGGAAAAUGCUGCCGAAGAAGAUGCUGCUCGGAACGUACUGCAGCAUGUGGAAUCGGCGGGCAGGAGUAG